GGCCAUGUGCAAACAAAGUAUUAGUCUACUACUGCUUUCAAACUUGAAACGCUAUGAAAACCAAAACAAAUCCAAACCCAAUUAAUUAUCUUAUCCCUAUUUUCUCUUCUUUCCUCUAAAACUUUACGCAAACAUUCCUCUUUUUCAGUGAGCAAAACCCAAUAAAGUUUUUAGUUUUUUAGAGCACUUUCUUUUCUGUUUCUUUAGACAGCAAUGUCAUCACCAUCACCAGGGGCUGCCCCAGCACCAACGUCACCACCACCAUCGACUAAUACUACCUUCCCAACGUCACCACCACCAUCGACUAAUACUACGUCACCACCGCCACCAACCGCUUCAACUCCCCCACCAACUAGUACUCCCUCCCCACCACCUGCCACCCCAUCUCCACCACCCGCCACCCCUUCAGCACCUCCGCCUUCAACUACCCCAUCCCCUCCCCCUCCCUCGACUUCAUCGCCUCCGCCAUCAUCCUCUACCAACCCACCGCCUCCAGCCACCACAUCUCCCCCGCCAUCAUCCUCCAAUCCUUCUCCUCCGCCUCCUUCUACAUCGACUCCACCACCACCAUCCCCGACAAGUUCGGGGACUCCAUCACCGCCACCACCUCCAAGGAGUUCGGGGACUCCAUCUCCCCCGCCGCCGUCUCCAAGGAGUUCGGGGACUCCAUCUCCUCCGCCGCUGUCGUCUUCGUCUGAUUCCAGCAGUGGGGUGUCGACGGGGCUGGUAGUGGGGAUAGCAAUAGCGGGAGUGGCGAUAUUGUUGGUUUUGAGUUUGUUGUUUAUAUGUUGUAAGAGGAAAAGGAGAAGAAGAGACGAGGGAAGUUACUAUGUGCCUCCACCUCCUGGGCCUAAAGUUGAUCCAUAUGGUGGCCAGCAGUCGCAGUGGCAGCAAAAUCCUCCCCCUGGUUCGGAUCAAUUUGUUGCAGUGCCUCCAAAGCCCACUCCUCCGCCGGUUAUGGCAUGGCGACAUCCAUCUCCAGGACGCUCUCCUACGCCUCCAAUGCCACCGCCACCCCCACCUUUCAUGAGCAGCAGUGGAGAUUCUGGCUCUAAUUAUUCAGGUUCUGAAAAACCACUUCCACCACCGUCACCUGGUAUUGCGUUAGGUUUAUCAAAGAGCACAUUUACCUAUGAGGAAUUAGCAAGGGCAACAGAUGGCUUCUCUGAUGCAAACCUUCUUGGACAAGGUGGUUUUGGGUAUGUGCACAGAGGAGUUCUCCCUAAUGGGAAGGAAGUAGCAGUCAAGCAACUGAAGGCUGGAAGUGGGCAGGGGGAGAGAGAAUUUCAGGCGGAAGUUGAGAUUAUCAGCCGUGUUCAUCACAAACAUCUUGUCUCAUUGGUUGGAUACUGUAUCUCUGGGACAACAAGAAUGCUUGUUUAUGAGUUUGUUCCAAACAACACUUUGGAAUUUCACUUGCAUGGAAACGGGCGACCUACCAUGGAUUGGCCAACUAGGGUGAAAAUUGCUUUAGGAUCUGCAAAAGGACUGGCAUAUCUUCAUGAGGAUUGUCAUCCUAAGAUUAUUCAUCGUGAUAUUAAGGCAGCUAAUAUUCUUGUGGAUUUCAAGUUUGAGGCAAAGGUUGCUGAUUUUGGACUAGCAAAGUUUUCUUCUGAUGUCAACACUCAUGUCUCCACCAGGGUUAUGGGUACUUUUGGGUAUUUGGCUCCGGAGUAUGCUUCAAGUGGAAAACUCACUGACAAAUCAGACGUUUUCUCUUUUGGGGUCAUGCUUUUGGAGUUGAUUACUGGACACAGACCAGUUGGCUCUUCUUACAUGGAGGACAGUUUGGUGGACUGGGCUAGGCCUUUGCUCACAAGAGCUUUGGAUGAUGGAAACUUUGACAGUCUGGUUGAUCCAAAGUUACAAAAGGAAUAUAACCACAAUGAGAUGGCUCGCAUGGUUGCUUGUGCUGCUGCUUGUGUGCGACAUUCAGCACGACUUCGACCACGGAUGAGCCAGAUAGUCCGUGCUUUAGAAGGAGAUGCAUCAUUGUCCGAUCUUAAUGAAGGAAUGAGACCUGGACACAGCAAUGUCUACAGCUCUUAUGGAAGCUCAGACUAUGAUACCAGCCACUACAAUGAAGACAUGAAAAAGUUCAGGAGGAUGGCAUUCGGCACGCAGGAAUAUGGUGCUAGUAGUGAGUACAGUGAGCCGACCAGCGAAUAUGGUUUGUACCCUUCUGGCUCGAGCAAUGAAGGCCAAACCACCCGGGAAAUGGAGAUGGGAAGGAUGAAGAAGAAUAGCCAAGGUUUUACUGGAACUUCAGCCUGACAAUAUUAUUAUACCUCAUUUCUUUGUAAAGAUCCUAACCCCACUUCUUUUUCAUACUAUUACUUGGAUAUCACUUUGAUUGCUAAGAUUGGCAUGUUUUUUCAUGAGAUAAACACAAAUUUUUAUCCUUCUAAUUUUGAAAUUAUAGGUUUUCAUUGAUUUGUAUUUAUUAGUCAUUCACACAAAAGUAAAUAAUGGAUACACUUUGGUUGA
Molecule: messenger RNA, 2487 nt
Organism: Durio zibethinus
Lineage: Eukaryota; Viridiplantae; Streptophyta; Magnoliopsida; Malvales; Malvaceae
Product: proline-rich receptor-like protein kinase PERK1
Biological process (GO): protein phosphorylation
Molecular function (GO): ATP binding; protein kinase activity
Source: RefSeq, a predicted model, not a curated record